AUGCGGGCAUCCAUCACCGUGGAGACGCAAGUUGCUGUACUCUUGUAUUAUGUGAGUGAUGAAGGCCGCCUCAGCAAAACAGCCAACGCCUUCGGUAUCUCCAGAGCGUCAGUGAGCAUCAUAGUCCGCCGAGUAUCGAAGGCGUUCACGCUAUGUCUUGGCCCCAAGUACAUUGUUUUGCCCACAUCGGAGGAAGCAGUGGGAGACCUCGUCAAGAACUUCCACAGACAGCAUGGCUUCCCACAGUGCAUCGGUGCAGUUGAUGGCACGCAUGUGGACAUCAAGCAGCCGCAGGAUCAGUCAACUGACUAUAUCAACAGGAAGGGCCGGUAUUCCUUAAACGUCCAGGCAGCAUGUGAUUAUCGCUAUUGCUUCAUGGAUGUAGUGGUAAAGUGGCCUGGGAGUGUCCAUGAUGCGUGUGUGUUCGCUAAUUCCCGGCUGAACCAGUUCCUGAAGGAGGUACGAUUCCUCCUUGCCCCCGAAAGCUCCUGGAUGACGAGAAUGCCAUCGGUGUGUUUCUGCUAG
This is a messenger RNA of Sycon ciliatum, 525 nucleotides long. Its product is annotated as putative nuclease HARBI1. The transcript has a single exon. The record is from RefSeq and is a predicted model, not a curated record. The coding region runs from base 1 to 525 and encodes 174 amino acids. NCBI's taxonomy places the organism in Eukaryota, Metazoa, Porifera, Calcarea, Leucosolenida, Sycettidae.